This is a messenger RNA of Culex quinquefasciatus (southern house mosquito), 1708 nucleotides long. RefSeq lists its product as uncharacterized. The record is from RefSeq and is a predicted model, not a curated record. Gene Ontology annotation, molecular function: odorant binding; olfactory receptor activity. Gene Ontology annotation, cellular component: plasma membrane. Lineage: Eukaryota; Metazoa; Arthropoda; Insecta; Diptera; Culicidae. The coding region runs from base 8 to 1228 and encodes 406 amino acids. The transcript has a single exon. Gene Ontology annotation, biological process: detection of chemical stimulus involved in sensory perception of smell; sensory perception of smell.
CUUCAGGAUGGCCACCUAUCUGGACCGGCUCAAGGCCGGCUACCACCGCUUCAUGGACAUCCGCAAAACGGGCGACCUGUUCGGCCACUACAUCUGGACCCACGGAAACACCGCCGGAAUCGGGCUGCACGAUCCGGCACAACGCGUCAAGCGGAUCGCGUUCCAGUGCCUAACCUGCGUGUUCGCCCUGCAGCAGUACAUUCUGGUCCGCGAUGUUGUCCGGGCCAUACGAGCCGAUGACGACGAUCUGGCGAUCCGAAUCGGGAUGUUUGUGAUCUACAGUGCCCUGUCGCUGCUGCAGAUGAUCAGCUUGGACCGGAAUUACGGCUUGUUUCUGCAGGUCAGGGAGUACUUCAACUCUCGACUGCGUCGACAUUGUGGCGGUUCGCAAGCAGAAGCAAUCAGGGGGGACCUGUUUCGGCAGUCUCGGCGGAACAUUCUGGUGGCGGAGAUUCCGGUGGUGGCAAUGUCCCUGGCGUGGGCGAUCUGGGCCCGGGAGGAGUACUUUCAUUUGGUGCUGGACGUUGGAGAGGACUACCAGUGGAUCGUUGACUUUGUUGAUCAGUUCUACGGGCUGCCGCUGGUGUUCUGGAACAAUUCCAUGUGGAUCAUAUCGUUGACCAUGCUGUCGUUACUUCAGAACGCAGUCCACGAGUUGACUGUGAUUGCACGAUCCUUUGCAGCAACUUUCGACGAAGCAAUGGUCGAAUCUAACGAGGGUCAACUACCCGACCACUUCUGGAGAGCCUUCGAUGCCAGCUUCAAAGCAUCCCUCGCCGAAUACGAGCAGUUCCUGGCGAUGAUCGCAACUCUGCGUGCGCUAAUGUCAACCUUCUUUCUCCUCAAAGUGCUCACCGUUGAAAGCCUGCUCGCGGUCACCUGCUUCAUGACCUUCAAGGUGACCUUCCAGCUGAUCACGGCCUCUUCCUACGCGAUCGUGUUUACCGUGGAGUGUUACAUCUUUUGCAACCUGGUGGAGCAGCUGAACGACCAGCGGGAAGCGAUCGUCGAGUGUUGCCAGCACUGGCGGUGGCCGUUCCCGGCGGAGAAGCCGGCCCGACUGCGUCACGUGCGAACCAUGGUGCUGAUCACGGAAGCCCACUGUCAGCAGCCGGUUCGCUUUCGUUGCGGCGAAAUGUUGGACGUGUCGAUGGAGAUGUUCCGCAUGGUGCUGGACACUUGCUACACGCUGAUUACGUUCCUGCAGGCCACCAAGCCGGCGCAGUAGGGCGGGAACACGGCAUUGCACCGUCGCUUGAUGUGAUAUCAAGAUAGCACACACAUUAGGGUGACAAGAAAAAAUGAAAAUUUUGGAAAAUCGUAAGAGAUACCCCAGGCUUAAGGGUCGCUUUUUAUCGUUGAAAUUUGUAUGGGAAAAAUCCAUAAAAUGUAUGGGGAAAUGCAAAUAUUUCAAAACUCCGUCAAACGAUGGCGUUAAACGCGUCAAACCAUUGUCAAGUGUUAGAUUCAUCUGUAAAACUUUAUGACAAACAAGUUUGUCCAAGACCGCAAAACGAUCCCAGUUAACUCUGACAAUUUAAAGAAUUUUGCAUGAUUUUUUUUCACCAGCUUCAUAUGCACCAUGUUUAAAUUGUUUAGUCAAUGUAGAAACAACGAUUGCUUUCAUUUGAUCGAAAAAGUUUUUCACAUAGCACUUGGAAUUCCAAACAUCACAUAUUUCUUUAAUACAAAUUAAAUCAUAUUUUAG